AUAUUUAACUCAAUUGAGAUUUUAACUCUUUUGAGUAGGAAGUCAAACUUAAUACGCUUUUCCUUCAGUGGCUGCUCAGAUUGUAAAAACUCUAGGGACUUUCAAUCUCAGCUCUUGUAGGAUAAUGGAGGGUGAACCCGUUAAUGUUAACGAGUUUCAAGAAUUGGCUAGGCAAGCUCUUCCAAAAAUGUAUUAUGACUACUAUUCUGGGGGAGCCGAGGAUCAAUACACCCUAAAAGAGAAUGUGGAAGCAUUUCACAGAAUAACGUUCCGGCCUAGAAUUCUUGUAGAUGUAAGCAGAAUAAAUUUGUCAACUACUGUACUGGGUUACAAAAUCUCAGCGCCAAUCAUGGUAGCUCCAUCUGCUAUGCAUAAGUUGGCACAUCCAGAAGGAGAGAUCGCCACAGCCAGAGCAGCAGCUGUGUCUAAUACUAUAAUGGUUUUGUCCUCCAUGUCUUCCUGCACUAUCGAGGAGGUUGCUUCCAGCUGCAAUGCCAUUCGGUUUUUUCAAUUAUAUGUAUAUAAGAACCGAGAUGUAGCAGCUCAGCUAGUUCAGAGAGCUGAAAGAAAUGGAUACAAGGCUAUUGUGCUGACAGUUGAUGCUCCCAUGCUUGGCCGAAGGGAGGCAGACAUAAAGAACAAAAUGAUUGUACCGCCGUUAAAGAAUAUUGAAGGCCUUGUAUCAACUGAAGUGGACAAUGAUGAAGGUUCAAUUUUAGAAGGUUUUGCCAAAGGGGCCCUUGAUGCUUCUUUGUGUUGGAGGGACAUAGGAUGGUUAAGAUCUAUAACAAACUUGCCAAUUCUAAUCAAGGGAGUACUCACUCGGGAAGAUGCAAUAAAGGCGACAGAAGUAGGUGUUGCUGGGAUUGUUGUCUCUAAUCAUGGGGCUCGCCAGCUUGAUUACACUCCUGCUACUAUUACUGUUCUGGAAGAGGUGGUUCAUGCUGUUGGGGGGAAAGUUCCUGUGUUCCUUGAUGGAGGAGUGCGGCGAGGAACAGAUGUCUUCAAGGCAUUAGCCCUUGGUGCACAAGCCGUCCUUAUUGGAAGGCCUGUAGUCUAUGGGCUGGCAGCAAAGGGGGAAUAUGGGGUGAGAAAAGUCAUCCAAAUGCUGAAGGAUGAGCUUGAGCUCACCAUGGCACUAUCUGGCUGUCCUAGUGUGAAAGAUAUUACUAGAAGCCAUGUGAGGACAGAGCAUGAAAAAAUCCAUUCAAUGCUCUAAUAAAAUAUUUGUAGCAUGAGGACAACGUCCUAAAGAAAAAUGAUUCAGAUCAUUAAUAAUACCUUAUACAUUUGUAAUUACAUUGUUAACAAUAAGUCACUGUGAAUAGGUGUGGAAUAUGUUGAAAUUUCCUCAAUGAUCAAGUUGGCAUGUAGAUAGUGGAAUGGGACCAUGACUACUAUCUUCUGCCAUAUGUAUGUCUAUUGUAUAAAUAAAUGUGGUUCUAUAUGUGGAACCUUGAAGUCCAUGUUAAAGAUAUGGGUUCAGAACCCAUUGUAUUCUCCUACUCUUAAAUUGUACUGGAGUUUAAGGAUUGA
Molecule: messenger RNA, 1536 nt
Organism: Quercus lobata
Lineage: Eukaryota; Viridiplantae; Streptophyta; Magnoliopsida; Fagales; Fagaceae
Product: peroxisomal (S)-2-hydroxy-acid oxidase GLO4-like
Exons: 12
Coding region: 125-1219 (364 amino acids)
Molecular function (GO): FMN binding; oxidoreductase activity
Source: RefSeq, a predicted model, not a curated record